CAUGUCGAAGUCAAAGUUCGAAAAUCCUCCUGCCGCUGCAGAAUCAGAAACUCGUGAGCCAGAAUCGACAUUGGGAACCAAAAGAGGGAGGAAGAGGAAGAGGAAGGGUAAUGGCCAGGCAGACGCCGAGGUGAUUGAAGAGAAUGCGAAGAAAGGCACCGGAAAGUCGAUCAAGUUCGACGAGCCAACGCAGCAUGUAGAGGCCCCAAUAGAAAAGCCUGAAGAACCUACGCCGAAGCUAAAAACGAUACCGGGGCCAAAACCUCAGGUGGAGCCAAAAUCGCAACCUCAGCAAACACCUCACGAAUCUGCCAAAGGACCAAAGAAAGAUAAGCCGGACCAUGGUCAACGGCCAAAUGAGAAACAGCGCAAAAAAAAUCUGGAAAGUCGCGGACCACCUCCUUCACGCAACAGCCAUGUACCACCACAUCUUGUGAAGAAACGGGACGAGUUGUUACAAACUCGACAAACGCUUCCCAUAUGGCCACACGCGGAUCCCAUACGGGAACGGCUGCGUAAAAACAACAUUCUCGUGUUGACUGGUGAGACGGGUUCUGGAAAGUCGACUCAAGUCCCCCAGUUUCUGAUCUCUGAGCCAUGGUGUACCAAGACGAUUGCGAUCACCCAACCACGCCGAGUCGCUGCAAUAUCCUUGGCGCGCCGUGUCGCCGAGGAAAUGGGUAGCUACUUUGGAAACCAGAGUCCAGCAGCAAAGGUCGGCUAUAGUGUUCGUUUCGACAACGCCACAGGACCAAGCACCAAGGUCAAGUUUCUGACCGAAGGUAUGCUUCUGCAGGAAGUCCUUCGAGAUCCGGAUAUGAACCAGUACAGUGCAGUGGUCGUAGAUGAAGUCCACGAAAGGAGCGUUAACGUCGAUUUAAUACUCGGAUUUCUGCGGAAUCUGGUGGCUGAGAUUGAGAAAGGAAGUAGUAGACGCAAGCAACCCCUCAAAGUUGUCAUCAUGAGUGCUACAGCAGAUGUGGAGGGUUUAGUGAACUUCUUCGCUGAGGGUUUCGCCAAGAACUCUGGUCAGCCAGCCUUACCCGAGGCCGACAAAUUUAUCAGCAAGUGCUUUGUCGAAGGACGCCAAUAUCCCGUCAAGACACAUUAUCUGCCCCAGCCAAGCAUGGACUGGGUCGAAUCAGCACUCAAAAUCAUUUUCCAGAUCCACUACAAGGAGCCAUUGCCUGGAGACAUAUUGGUCUUUCUAACAGGCCAAGAUAAGAUUGAAGGGCUUGAAAAGCUCGUCAAUGACUACGCAGAAGGAAUGGAUAAGGAAAUGCCAAAACUACUCGCGCUCCCUCUGUUCGCUGCGCUGCCACAGCAAGCCCAGCAACGCAUCUUUCAGCCUACCCCACGACACACACGCAAAGUGAUUUUGGCCACCAAUAUAGCUGAAACUUCCGUCACUGUUCCCGGCGUUCAGUUCGUGAUCGAUUGUGGCAAGUCCAAGAUCAAACAAUUCCGCAGCAGACUAGGUUUGGAGUCUCUUCUUGCAAAAUCUGUGUCCAAGUCUGCAGCUAUCCAGCGCAAAGGUCGUGCGGGACGUGAAGCGCCAGGUCAAUGCUAUCGACUAUACACCGAAGCCGACUAUAAGACGUUGGAAGAAAGAACCACGCCCGAGAUCCUGCGGUGCGAUCUCGUUCAGGCUAUUCUGACAAUGAAAGCUCGUGGUGUCAACGAUGUGCUUAACUUUCCUUUCUUGGAUAAACCGCCGGUAGAGUCGCUCAAAGAAGCUUUAUUCCAACUUCUAAGGCUCGGCGCAUUGAAAGCCGAUGGCACUAUCAGCGACAUGGGACUGCAGAUGGCAAAGUUGCCUGUCACCCCAAAGCUGGGCCGUAUUCUACUCGAGGCUGCAAGGCCCGAGAAAGACUGUCUGCUCGAUGUCAUCGAUAUCAUAUCGGCAUUGAGCACUGAGGACAGCAUCUUCUUCAACGUUGUUACAGAAGAGAAGAAAGAAGCCGCCGAGGAAGCACGAAGGGAUCUUUACCGUCGCGAGGGAGAUCACUUAACUUUCCUAGCGACUGUCCAGCAAUACGCAGACGAGGAAACUGACAGAAGAGCAUGGUGUGACAGACAUUUUGUAUCACACCGCGCCAUGCAGAACGUAAUGAACAUCCGCAAACAACUCCGCCAGCAAUGCCAGUCCCUCAAACUGCUUACCCCGGCCGAUCUCAGCAAAGAAUCUUCAUCUUCCUCGCCAAAUACCGAUGCGAUUUUGACCUCGCUUCUCCGAGGCUUCGUUUCUAACACAGCACGUCUCGCGCCCGACGGUAGUUACAAGACGUUUGUCGGCAACCACACUGUGUCCGUACACCCCAGCAGUGUUCUCCAUGGAAGAAAGGUGAAAUCAGAAGCGAUUGUAUUUAGCGAGUUUUUGUACACGAACAAGGCCUAUGCGAAGAAAGUCAGUGCGGUGCAGAUGAAUUGGGUCGAGGAUGUUAUGAAGGAAGCAUUCGGCAUCUAA
Molecule: messenger RNA, 2467 nt
Organism: Periconia digitata
Lineage: Eukaryota; Fungi; Ascomycota; Dothideomycetes; Pleosporales; Periconiaceae
Source: the annotation of a GenBank genome assembly